ACGCGCUUCUCCUUUUGAUAAAUUUGUUUCGUAAAAAAUGGGCGACAACGUGGUGACGGAACUAAAUAACUUGGAUUUAAACAAGCAAAAGGCAUGUUAAACUCUUUUCGAACUGAAUUCGAGUGUAUGACAAGUGCUAGAUAGCAGAAUUAUGUUGAAGUUGGCGCCGAAGGGCGGCAGAUAUUUUAGCCACUUAACCCGCAUUUGCCAGCGAAUUCUGCCGAAAAUUCAGACGCAGUCGAAAACACCAAACCAACAACAACAACAGCAACGGCAAUUGAAAGAACAACAACAACACUACUACGCAACUUUGGCUGCCAAGAUGAAGAAGGAGAAAAAGGAGAAGCCGGCCGGCGGUGGAGAUUCUCGCAAGGAACUAAAUCCCUGGCCGCAAUACAUUGAGGAGCGCAAUGUCUUCUGGGAGAAAUGCAAGAAGGAGUACGAGGCCGAACUGGCGGCAAAGACUCGGGAGCCCAUCAAAGUCACGCUGCCCGACGGCAAGCAGGUGGACGCCACUUCGUGGGAAAGCACCCCGUACGAGGUGGCUCGCGGCAUUAGCCAGGGCUUAGCUGACAACACCGUUAUCUCGAAAGUGAACGGUGAGGUCUGGGAUUUGGACCGCGUCCUCGAGGGUAACUGUACUCUGCAGCUUCUCAAGUUCGACGACCCGGAGGCGCAGGCUGUCUUCUGGCACAGCUCCGCUCACAUCAUGGGCGAGGCUAUGGAGCGCAUCUAUGGCGGCCACCUGUGCUACGGACCGCCAAUUGACAGCGGUUUCUACUACGACAUGCAUCUAGAGGGCGAGGGUAUCUCAACCAACGACUAUGGUGCAAUGGAGAGCCUGGUCAAGCAAAUUGUGAAGGAAAAGCAGAACUUCGAACGUCUGGAGAUGAAGAAAUCCGACCUGCUAGAGAUGUUCAAGUACAAUGAAUUCAAGGUGCGCAUUCUCAACGAGAAGGUGACCACCGAUCGCACCACUGUCUACAAGUGCGGCUCUCUUAUCGAUCUCUGCCGCGGACCCCAUGUUCGUCACACUGGUAAGGUGAAGGCCCUAAAGAUCACCAAGAACUCCUCCACCUACUGGGAGGGCAAGGCAGACGCUGAGACUUUGCAGCGCGUCUACGGUAUCUCGUUUCCUGAUCCCAAGCAGCUUAAAGAAUGGGAGAAGUUGCAGGAGGAGGCUGCCAAGCGGGAUCACCGCAAGAUCGGUCGCGAGCAAGAGCUUUUCUUCUUCCAUGAGCUGUCGCCAGGCUCAUGCUUUUUCCAGCCGCGAGGAGCGCACAUCUAUAACACGCUGAUAAGCUUCAUCAAGUCGGAAUACAGGAAGCGUGGCUUCCAGGAAGUUAUUUCGCCAAACAUCUACAAUGCCAAGUUGUGGAUGACAUCCGGCCACUGGCAACACUACGCCGAGAACAUGUUCUCCUUCGAGGCAGAGAAGGAAAAGUUUGCUCUGAAGCCAAUGAACUGUCCUGGACACUGCCUCAUCUUCGAUAACCGCAACCGAUCCUGGCGAGAGUUGCCGCUGCGCAUGGCUGACUUUGGUGUGCUUCAUCGUAACGAACUCUCCGGCGCUUUAACUGGACUUACUCGAGUCCGUCGCUUCCAGCAGGAUGAUGCGCAUAUUUUCUGUGCCCCCGAGCAGAUCAAAAGCGAAAUGAAGGGCUGCCUAGAUUUCCUGAAGCACGUCUACACCAUCUUUGGUUUCUCAUUCCAGCUGGUUCUGUCCACACGUCCAGAGAAUUAUCUUGGCGAGCUGGAACAGUGGAACGAUGCGGAGAAGGCCCUGGCAGAGUCACUCAAUGAGUUCGGUAUGCCCUGGAAGGAGAACCCUGGCGAUGGAGCUUUCUACGGACCCAAGAUUGAUAUUACCAUUAUGGAUGCACUAAAGCGGGCUCAUCAGUGCGCCACUAUCCAGUUGGACUUCCAGCUGCCCAUUCGCUUUAAUCUCAGCUACAUCGCCGACGAUGGCGAGAAGAAGCGGCCGGUGAUUAUCCAUCGCGCCAUCCUUGGCUCAGUGGAACGUAUGAUUGCCAUUCUAACGGAGAACUUUGCUGGCAAGUGGCCCUUCUGGCUAUCUCCACGUCAGGUAAUGGUAGUUCCAGUGGGUCCUGCCUAUGACCAAUACGCCCAGUCUGUCAGGGAUCAGCUUCAUGAUGCCGGAUUCAUGAGUGAGGCGGACUGCGAUGCCGGCGACACGAUGAACAAGAAGAUACGCAAUGCUCAGUUGGCUCAGUUCAACUUCAUCCUGGUGGUGGGCGACAAGGAGCGCUCCUCGAACACCGUGAACGUACGCACCCGGGACAACAAGGUGCAUGGCGAGGUCUCUGUAGCGGAGUUGAUUACCAAACUGCAGAAGAUUCGCGACGAGUUCAUUGCUAACGAGGACAGCUUCUAAGACUCUAUUUCGAUCUAUUUAUCAAAGGUAUACUUAAAAUUUGCAUAGCAAAGCAAGUACGCAUUUUUGUUCUUUCUAUGUAUUUACGCUUAUGAAACCGGAAUUCACAAAUAAAAACCAAAUUCAAAACUAA
Messenger RNA from Drosophila eugracilis, 2528 nucleotides. It is a transcript of the gene ThrRS, whose product is annotated as threonine--tRNA ligase 1, cytoplasmic. Gene Ontology annotation, biological process: threonyl-tRNA aminoacylation. Gene Ontology annotation, cellular component: cytoplasm. The record is from RefSeq and is a predicted model, not a curated record. Gene Ontology annotation, molecular function: ATP binding; threonine-tRNA ligase activity. The coding region runs from base 152 to 2395 and encodes 747 amino acids. Lineage: Eukaryota; Metazoa; Arthropoda; Insecta; Diptera; Drosophilidae. The transcript has 4 exons.